Messenger RNA from Xyrichtys novacula (pearly razorfish), 4452 nucleotides. The record is from the annotation of a GenBank genome assembly. NCBI's taxonomy places the organism in Eukaryota, Metazoa, Chordata, Actinopteri, Labriformes, Labridae.
GCCAAUAGCGGAUGCACCCUGUUACAGAAACGCUCGACCAUUUGCGCAUGCGCGUGUCUAUCAAAACAUCGGAUGAAGAUUACCGCAUGGGGAUAUUUCAGUGAAACAAUGAUUUAUCAAGUGAGAAAUAUAUUCAUUUAUAGCUGAAAAAGCAUAUUUUUUGCACGUUAUUUUUAGAUCUUUGAAUUUAUACCCAACAGUUACACAGUUAUGUAAUGUGAAGGUAACAAUAGCUAGCAUACUAGCUUCCAGCUAACAGAUUGUGGGGUAUUUAAUAUUCCUAUCUGUCGAAUUUUGACGCUGUUCGUGGCAUUAACUCAGGUUAAAUACCGGAUUGUGGUUUAUAAAGGUGUCCUCUGUGUUUCAGGCGUGCAGUGUCUUCGGUUUCCCCUCAGUGUGACAGCUUCUUGAGUGUUCAGUGGGUGGACAGUGGAACCAUGUCAGCCUCAGACGGGACACCGGACUGUCCUCAGGACAUGGAGGGGAUCUGUGUGAUGCCAGAUUUAAGCACCAUCAAAACCGAGCCGUCGGUGGGUGGAAGUCCAGAAGACACAAACACCCAAAAUGUGGCCAUGGGCAUCAAAUUCAUCCUUCCAAACCGCUUUGACAUGAACGUUUGCUCGAGAUUUGUCAAGUCUUUGAAUGAAGAGGACAGCAAGAACAUCCAGGACCAGGUCAACUCGGACCUGGAGGUGGCCUCUGUCUUAUUCAAAGGUAAACAGACCCCUUUUAAAAGAAAAAAUAGCUUUACAUUUAAAGGGAUAUUCCGGCGUAAAACUAAUUUAGGGUCAAAGUCACAGUAGCACCGAGUUAGACACCUCCUGGAGAGAUGAAUGUUGAUGACCGCUUACAUCUCUAGUUAUACAAACUUUAGUAACGACCGCACGAUAGCAAUACAGAGAGCCAUGCGCUCAACUAAAAAGCCACUCUCUAGCAACAAAUAAUACUCAGAACAGCACCUAACUUCGUCAACAAUAUAUAUAGGGUCCCAGCCAUAGUACUAGUCACCAAACAUCUUAUUAGCUUUGCCUGAUUUCUUCAGCAAAGAGAGUAAACACAACUCACCUUCUCUCUUCCAGCAGCCGCUUAUUUGUACGGAGACCUUAGGCGAGUCCAUUACGGACUGCUGCGGGGUGACACAGCUCAAGGAAGAACAUUUAUGAUCAUUAUUUUAUCAUUUCCUUGAAGUAAUAAUCACCAUAUUAAUCAUUUUGCACUGCAGACGCGGUAGUUCUUCUGCCCUUAGCGUCUCGGUCUGAUUGCAUUUCCGUGAAGAAAUGAUCAUAAAUGUUCUUCCUUGAGCUGCGUCCCCCCGCAGCAGUCCAAAUAAGCGGCUGCUGGAAGAGAGUAGGUGAGUUGUGUCUAGUCUCUAAAAGUUGGUAUAACUAGAGAAGCAAGCGGUCGGCAACAUUCAUCUCUCGAGGAGGUGUCUAACUCAGUGUUACGUUGUGUUUGUAAAUUAAUUUUACGCCAGAAUGUCCCUUUAAGUAAGGACUGAUGUUGUCUCACUUCUUCUGCAGCUGAAUGCAAUAUCCAGACCUCCCCCUCCCCUGGUAUUCAAGUUCGCCAUGUUUACACCCCCUCCACCACCAAGCACUUCUCCCCCAUCAAACAGUCCACCACACUCACCAACAAACACCGAGGCAACGAGGUUUCCUCCACACCUCUGCUGGUACAUUGUAAGUAUUAAUGUAGUUUUUCAUCACUGUUUCUGAAUAAAAAAUAAAGCAACAAAAUGAAAUAAUACACACAUGGGUGUUUUUCUUUCAGCUCUGUCCAUCCAUCAGCUUGCAGCCCAGGGGGAAAUGGUGUUUCUUGCCAGCAGGAUUGAACAAGGUAGGAACAGCAUCAUUGUUAUGUUGAUAUUCAUAGAGCUUUCUGUUUGUGCUGAUCAGGGUUUGUAAUGUUUUGUAGAGACGGUGAUCAAUCUCCAAGAUGAAGAAGGCUUCACUCCUCUGAUGUGGGCAGCUGCUCAUGGACAGAUCGCUGUUGUUGAGUUUCUGCUUCAGAAUGUACGCGAACAAGAAUUCAGAUCUCAUUUUCACAUCAGAGCGUAAUCUCUCUGUUCAGUAAGAAGUCAUAUCAUCUCUUUUAUUUCAUUCUGUGCUGUAGGGUGCAGACCCUAACCUCCUGGCUAAAGGGAGAGAAAGUGCGCUGUCGUUGGCCUGCAGUAAGGGAUACACAGAUAUUGUGAAGAUGCUCAUCGACUGUGGAGUUGAUGUCAAUGAAUAUGAUUGGGUAAGGGUGCUUUGUUUUGAUUACAUCUUAAAAAUCGGGAGCUGUUUGUCUGCUUGGUCCCUGAUGAUUUCUUAUUUUAUGUGUUUCAGAACGGAGGAGCUCCUCUGCUGUACGCUGUCCACGGGAAUCACGUGCGCUGUGUUGAAAUCUUGUUAGGUGAGAGUAAUUUUUGAUUGUUUUAUCCUGUUUUUAGGAACUCUAAUGAGGUAUAUAACACACAAACUCAAACAAUAACAAAGCUUGGUGUGUUUGUCUUAUAGAGAGCGGUGCUGAUCCCACCAUUGAGUCCGACUCUGGGUUCAAUGCCAUGGACAUGGCUGUGGCUAUGGGUCACAGGAAUGGUAAGAUUAAGUUUGACGGGGAACUAUCACCAGAUGUGUAUGAUCAGUCUGUGCUUACCAGGGCUCGACAGUGCAACCAUUUCACUCACAUUUGUGACGAAAAAUAGAUGUGUGCAAAUUGUAAAAUGUAUUUAGGGGCACAUAUGCGCAUAAAAAAAUCAGCCGAGGCAAAAUAUGUUUUUUCAUGUAAAUACCGCGGUGAAGUUAGUUUUAGGUUGGAUAUUCCGGUGUUUUCUCACUCUCCAUUACCAGGAAUAGCAACAGUAGCACGGUUAAAUCGACUCAGCACCCUCGCUGUCAAAGUCGGGUGUUGAAUAAGGGACCAUCAAUAAAUUACCGGUUGAUGUUCUCCUGUUUUCCUUUAAUGGCUUCCAUGUCAUGUGACCAAUUGGCCUAAAAUUGAUUUUAAAUAAUAGUACCCAGGUUGACCAAUAAGACACACCUCUAUAUUUCCCUAAUGUGUGCUCUAAAAUUUUUUUUGUUAAAUUUAAAGACAAAUUUUGAAAAUUUUCUUCAAUAGUUUCCAUGUCAUGUGACCAAAAGACCUAAAAUUGAUUUCAAAUGAUAGUACUUAUGUCGACCAAUAAGACAAACAUUAUUUGAUCAAUUUUCAUUGUGCCCAUAAAGUUCUUUGUGUGCUCCUUAUUUUUUCAACUUAGGAGCACAUGUGCUCUUUGUGAAAAAAGUUAGUGUCAAGCCCUGCUUACAUACUACUAUUUUUAAAGCUGGAUAUUUGAGCCCCUGCUAUGCCCUAUCUGUAAUGUAUAAGACAUGGCUGUGCAUUGAUUGGGCGAAGUUAUUCCACCUCUAAACGCCCCUCAGAGAUAGUAACAGAAACGUAAGUCUUUAAUUCGGCCCUGAUUCUCCAUUGUAAUAAUUACACCAGUCAAAAUAGCUGUAAUAUGGUUGAUUUCUUUAUAUUGUGGAGCUCUAUGUGAGAGGAGAUAUUUGAGUCACUUGUUCACUUUGAAUUGACUCACAGCUCGGAUGACACUGCUGUCUGUCUGCGUGUUCAGUCCAACAGGUGAUGGAGGCUCAUUUACUGAAGUUGCUGAUGGGAAUCCGAGAAUAAACCGUGACGCCGAAGAAGAAAACAGCCACACAGAGAGACGCCGAGCUGGGGACAAUCAUGUAGCACGCUCAGGCUGUCUGCCAGCAGGAACAUUGAGGUCCAUGAGUAACACAUCUGAAGCUUCGCAUCACAUCAACGUCAGUUUGUUUGGAUGAUGUUUGUGACGUUUUCAGUUUUAAUCCUUCUUCAUACUGUUUUAAUCUUUUACCAAAUGCAGAGUAGAAAGUCUGCACCGCUCAAAAAGAGCCAUGCAGCACAAAUACAGAUGUGCUUAAUUUAAGCAUGAAGUAUUUAAGUUUGAAGUCUUUUGUUUUUCACAUUUAAACACCAUCAUCAGCUGUUUCAGUGUUUUACCGUCACGGCAAGUGCUUUUAAAUCUAACUCAUGAACGAAGAGAAAAGACUGUUUUUAAUUGUAUUCAACAAAUUGCCUCAUAGUCAGCCUGUGUGUGUAAAAUACUGACGAGCUGUUUAAGUUUGUUCUGCUGCGUUUAUUUAUUUAUUUGAAUGAUUUAGACAUUAUGUUGUGAUGUGACAUUCUCUGUAUUGUGAUCGUGUUUUUAAAUGUGUUGUGGAUUCGUAACGACCUCACACCUCUUUUUAAAUAUGUCUGUUUAAGGCUGAUUGUGUUUUCUACCAUAGUUCAUACAGUAAGUGGUGUAUCAAGAAUAACCUGUUGACCUCAGUGUCAGUCAUCGUUCUGUACAGAUAUUUAUCUGAUUUUACAGCAGAAAGGUCAAACUGUUGUUUAUAGCCAAUGAAUUGAAUCUGUUAUUUAAUUAAAAGAUGUUUUAAAGCUGCG